Cornus florida is the source of this 5573-nucleotide messenger RNA. Its product is annotated as myosin-6-like. Gene Ontology annotation, molecular function: microfilament motor activity; ATP binding; actin filament binding. Gene Ontology annotation, cellular component: vesicle; myosin complex; cytoplasm. The record is from RefSeq and is a predicted model, not a curated record. The transcript has 39 exons. Bases 490 to 5040 code for a protein of 1516 amino acids. Gene Ontology annotation, biological process: vesicle transport along actin filament; actin filament organization. Lineage: Eukaryota; Viridiplantae; Streptophyta; Magnoliopsida; Cornales; Cornaceae.
AAUAAACAGAUUUAGACCACGCCCCAAACAAGGUGGGAGAGAAGACGAAGAAAAAACAAAGAAAAACAAUUGACGUAAAAAAAAAAAAAAAACAAAAACAAUUAAAAGCCUUUUGCUUUCAAUUUCAGAGCGCUUCGAUCUCUCUCUUCAAUAAAUCCAGAUCGAUUUUUCCGUUUUUCGGCGAAAAAUCGAACUGGUGAAGAAAGAGUUCAAGAGCUCAUUGUUCUUCGUUCUGAUCUCAUCUUCUGUUUCUGUUUUUCUGAAAUCAUUUUUGCAAAAGAAGUCAAUCAACAACUUGUAGUGGAAGAAAAUUGGAAGAGAAGUUUGUUGUUGUUUGUGUUGCUCUUGAAGAGAAGGAGAGAGAAUUUGGAGCAAGGGAAGGGAGAGAAACUGUGGAUUUGGAGUGGUUGGUGUCGAAUUGGUAUCGUGUUUGAAGGAAUCGGAAGCGGAUUCAGUUGACGUUUCCGAUCCGGUUGAAGUUAUUGGACUAUGGCUGCUUCAGUCAGUCUAGGCGUUGGGUCUCUUGUUUGGGUGGAGGAUCCUGGUGUAGCUUGGAUAGAUGGGGAAGUUGUGGCUGUCAAUGGUGAUGACAUUAAGGUUCUUUGUACUUCAGAGACUUCAGAGAAGACGAUUGUUGUUAAAGCUUCCAAUGCCUAUCCCAAAGAUGCUGAAGCACCGCCAUGUGGAGUGGAUGACAUGACAAAGCUGGCUUAUUUGCAUGAACCAGGUGUCCUACAUAAUUUAAGGUCGAGAUAUGAUAUCAAUGAAAUAUAUACUUACACAGGGAAUAUAUUGAUUGCUGUGAACCCUUUUAGAAGAUUACCUCAUCUAUAUGAUAGCCAUAUGAUGGCACAAUACAAAGGGACAGCUUUUGGCGAACUGAGUCCUCAUCCUUUUGCUGUUGCAGAUGCGGCAUACAGACUUAUGAUCAAUGAGGGAAUAAGUCAGUCUAUUUUAGUUAGUGGAGAAAGUGGGGCAGGUAAAACAGAAAGCACAAAACAGCUUAUGCGUUAUCUUGCUUACAUGGGAGGGAGAGCUGCAGCUGAGGGGAGGUCGGUUGAGCAGCAAGUCCUGGAGUCCAAUCCUGUUUUGGAAGCUUUUGGAAAUGCGAAAACCGUCAGAAAUAAUAACUCAAGUCGUUUUGGUAAGUUCGUGGAAAUUCAGUUUGACCAGAAGGGAAGGAUUUCGGGUGCUGCUAUCAGAACUUAUUUGCUUGAAAGAUCUCGCGUUUGUCAAGUGUCUGAUCCUGAGAGAAAUUAUCACUGUUUCUACAUGCUUUGUGCUGCACCACCGGAGGAUGUUCAAAGGUUCAAAUUGGGAAAUCCAAGAUCAUUUCAUUAUCUAAAUCAAUCAAAUUGCUAUGAGUUGGAUGGAAUUGAUGAUUCUAAAGAAUACAUUGCAACAAGGAGGGCUAUGGAUGUUGUUGGAAUAAGUACAGAGGAGCAGGAUGCAAUUUUUCGAGUUGUUGCUGCAAUUCUCCAUAUAGGAAACAUUGAAUUUGCAAAGGGGAAGGAAAUAGACUCUUCUGUUCCCAAAGAUGAAAAAUCUUGGUUCCAUCUAAGGACUGCAGCUGAGCUGUUCAUGUGUGAUGUAAAGGCGUUGGAGGAUUCCCUUUGCAAACGUGUAAUGGUAACUCGUGAUGAAACCAUCACAAAGUGGUUGGAUCCAGAAUCUGCAGCUACCAGUAGAGAUGCAUUGGCAAAAACUGUGUACUCGAGGUUGUUUGACUGGCUUGUGGAUAAGAUUAAUAGUUCAAUUGGUCAAGACCCAGACUCAAAGUCUUUAAUUGGGGUGCUGGACAUUUAUGGAUUUGAGAGUUUCAAGACAAACAGCUUUGAGCAGUUUUGCAUCAAUUUGACAAAUGAAAAGCUUCAGCAACACUUCAAUCAGCACGUCUUCAAAAUGGAGCAAGAAGAAUAUACGAAAGAAGAAAUUAAUUGGAGCUACAUUGAAUUCAUCGAUAACCAAGACGUUUUGGACCUCAUUGAAAAGAAACCUGGUGGUAUAAUAGCUCUUCUUGAUGAAGCUUGUAUGUUCCCAAGAUCAACACAUGAAACAUUUGCCCAAAAGCUAUACCAGACAUUUAAAAGCCAUAAACGCUUCAGCAAGCCAAAGUUGUCUCGUUCUGACUUCACCAUUUGCCAUUAUGCUGGUGAUGUCACUUAUCAAACUGAACUGUUUCUGGACAAAAACAAAGAUUAUGUUAUUGCUGAACAUCAAGCUCUCUUAAGCGCUUCCAAAUGUUCCUUCGCAUCACGUUUGUUUCCACUUUCGUCUGAGGAGUCCUCCAAAUCAUCAAAGUUCUCUUCAAUAGGUUCACGAUUUAAACAACAAUUGCAAUCGUUGCUUGAAACUUUGAGUGCUACUGAGCCCCAUUAUAUUCGCUGUGUAAAGCCCAACAAUCUUCUUAAGCCAGCUAUCUUUGAGAAUAAUAAUGUUCUACAACAACUGCAGUGCGGGGGAGUCAUGGAGGCAAUUAGGAUAAGUUGUGCUGGAUAUCCGACAAGAAAACCUUUUUAUGAAUUUGUAGACCGAUUUUGCAUCCUUGCACCUGAAGUUCUGGAUGGGAGUACGGAUGAGGUCGCUGCUUGCAAGAGGCUCCUUGAGAAGGUGGGACUGCAAGGAUAUCAGAUUGGUAAAACAAAGGUAUUUCUAAGGGCUGGUCAGAUGGCAGAACUGGAUGCUCGCAGAACUGAGGUCUUAGGAAGAUCAGCUAGCAUUAUACAGAGGAAAAUUCGUUCUUACAUGGGUCGCAAAAGUUUUGUCGUGUUGCGUUUGUCAGCAAUAUGGAUUCAGUCAGCAUGCAGAGGACAACUUGCUCGGCAAGUUUAUGAAGGCAUGCGGAGAGAGGCUUCUUGUUUGAGAAUCCAAAGAGAUUUGCGGAUGCAUCUUGCUCGGAAAGCUUACAAAGAAUUGUGCCACUCUGCUGUUUCUAUUCAAGCAGGUAUGCGUGGGAUGGCUGCACGUAAUGAGCUUCGCUUCAGAAGGCAGACAAAGGCAACAAUUAUUAUUCAGAGCCACUGUCGCAAGUUCUUAGCCCACUUGCACUAUAUGAAGUUAAAGAAAGCAGCGAUCACCACACAAUGUGCAUGGAGGGGAAAAGUUGCCCGUAGAGAACUGCGGAAGCUUAAGAUGGCCGCAAGGGAAACUGGUGCUCUCCAAGCUGCCAAAAAUAAGUUAGAGAAGCAAGUUGAAGAACUGACAUGGCGAUUACAGCUGGAGAAACGCAUCAGAGUUGACUUGGAAGAAGCUAAGACACAAGAAAAUACAAAACUACAAUCUGCUUUGCAAGAGAUGCAAUUUCAAUUCAAAGAAACUAAAGCAAUGCUCAUGAAGGAACGCGAGGGUGCCCAAAAAGCAGCAGAGAAAGUCCCUGUCAUACAAGAGAUCCCAGUCAUUGACCAUGCAAUGCUGGAUAAACUUACUGUUGAAAAUGAAAAACUCAAGGCCUUGGUUAGUUCUCUAGAAAAGAAAAUUGAUGAAACUGAGAAAAAAUAUGAAGAGACAAACAAACUUAGUGAAGAGAGGUUGAAGCAGGCUCUGUAUGCAGAGUCAAAGAUAGUGCAGUUGAAGAUUACGAUGCAGAGGCUCGAGGAAAAGUUUUAUGACGUUGAAUCCGAGAACCAAGUUCUUCGGCGGCAAACCUUGUUAAAUACACCUGUUAAACAGAUGUCAGAACGUCCACCAUCUUCAGCUACUAAGAGUUCGGAAAAUGGUCUCCAUGUGAAUGAAGAGAAUAGAGACAAUGAACUGAAAAAUGCCACGCCUGUGAAGAAGUUUGGGACAGAAUCUGAUAGCAAGUUUAGAAGAUCCCUAAUUGAUCAUCAACAUGAGAAUGUUGACGCUCUUAUCAAUUGUGUUAUGAAUGAUGUUGGGUUCAGUCAAGGCAAGCCUGUUGCAGCAUUUACUAUUUACAAAUGUCUUCUCCAUUGGAAAUCUUUUGAGGCUGAAAGGACAAGUGUGUUUGAUCGUCUCAUUCAGAUAAUUGGUUCAGCAAUUGAGAAUCAAGAUAAUAAUGACCUUAUGGCUUAUUGGCUAUCAAAUACGUCUACGUUGUUGUUCUUGCUUCAACGAAGUUUAAAAACUGCUGGUGCGGCCGGUGCAACUCCACAUCGUAAACCACCUGCUCCAACAUCCCUGUUUGGGAGAAUGACCAUGGGAUUCCGCUCGUCCCCUUCUUCUGCAAACCUUGCUGUAGCUGCGCUCGAGGUGGUACGCAAAGUAGAAGCUAAAUACCCUGCUUUGCUUUUCAAGCAGCAGCUCACAGCAUAUGUUGAGAAAAUAUAUGGAAUCCUUCGAGACAACUUGAAGAAGGAGUUGUCAUCUCUGGUUACUUUGUGUAUCAAGGCUGCAAGAAAUCCCAAGGGAAGUGUGCUAAGAUCUGGGCGGUCUUUCGGCAAAGAGUCUCCAUCAAAUCACUGGCAGAGCAUCAUCGAGUGUCUCAACGCUCUUCUCUGUAAAUUGAAAGAAAAUUUUGUGCCUCCAAUUCUUGUUCAGAAGAUCUUCACUCAAGCUUUCUCAUACAUGAAUGUACAACUCUUUAAUAGUCUUCUUCUACGGUGUGAAUGCUGUACAUUCAGCAAUGGGGAAUAUGUGAAAGCUGGGUUAGCUGAGUUAGAGCUAUGGUGCUGCCAAGCAAAAGAAGAGUAUUCCGGCACAGCAUGGGAUGAACUUAAGCACAUAAGACAAGCUGUAGGAUUCUUGGUUAUACAUCAGAAGGAUAGAAUAUCUUAUGAUGAAAUUACCCACGAUCUGUGCCCUAUUCUCAGUGUCCAGCAGCUGUAUAGGAUAUGUUCAUUGUACAAGGAUGACAAAUAUAAUACUCCAAGUGUAUCUUCUGGUGUGAAGUCCAGCGUGACGGUGCUAAUGACAGAGGACUCCAACAGUGCUGUUAGCAGUGCCUAUUUAUUGGAAGACAAUUCCAGCAUUCCCUUCUCAGUUGAUGACCUUUCUGGUUCACUGCAAGAGAAGGAUUUCUCAGAUGUCCAACCUGCAGUCGAACUUCUCGAGAAUCCAGCCUUCCAAUUUUUACAUGACUGAGGCUAAUAAGGAAUCUCUAGCAAUCCUUUCUUGUGUUCUGCCAAGGUAGGCAGCCAAUUGAAAUAUCCCUUUCAAUACAUUUAAAUAUUGUAAAUCCGUUCCUUUUUUAUUUUAUAAUUUUUUGUUUCGGGUGAGGUGUUUCAUUAUAGGUCAAUUUCACUUCAUCCCAGCCCAAGCUGUAAAAUUAUUCUUUGCGUUUAAAUUUGUAAAAUGUUCCAUCGUACGAGGGGGGGCAGGGAUAUGUCUUUGUUUCGUCGAGUUCAUUCUUUUUCUUUGGUUCUGUUCUGUUCUCUUCUGUCAAGAUGGGCAGCAUUCUUUGUAGGGAGUCUAGUAGAGUAGGGUAUUGUUUGGUAAUUGGUGGUCAUAGUUUUGGUUUCUUUCCACCCAUUUUUUUCCCGGUAUGUAUCGAAAAUUAGAUCAUUCGAACCAAUCGCCGUUAAAUUAGAUGACAAUUUUUGGUGAUUGCUUUUGUAUAAACUUGUAAACAUCUCGAAUGGAAUUUAAUGAAAUAUUUUGGUUUUUUGUUUUUGUUA